This is a messenger RNA of Seminavis robusta, 1407 nucleotides long. Lineage: Eukaryota; Bacillariophyta; Bacillariophyceae; Naviculales; Naviculaceae. The record is from the annotation of a GenBank genome assembly.
AUGUUGAAGGAUCUUAAUCUAUCCUGCGCAAAGAUCCUACAUCUUGGUCGGAACUUGGGAGCCAAGUACUUGGAAAUGGGAAUGACGGACGCAGAACUAAUCCGACAGAUGGGGCAAUGGGCAAAUGGUGUCUUUGACAACUCUUAUAGCACCAAGCUCCCCAUGGAAGCGAUCAGAGCAUUGGCAGGAUUUAUUGGUGGUCGAGAUGCUCCCUAUUUUCUCACUCGCAGUACUGUCGAGCCUGACAAGGACCUGCUUCUAAAAACACCUUUGAAAUGGGUAUAUUUGGCGUAUGACGCUCUUUGUGAAGCCAGUACGUCAAGCAACGGCAAGCACAUGACUGCGGUCCAUGUUCUCAAGUUUUUUAAAGAGAUCAACCGUAUCUUCCUGCAGGACGCUGCUGCAAUGAUGAUCAAGUCCCCUGAAAGGGCCGAAGCCCAUCCAAUGUUCACCGAAAUGGAGGUCUUUCAAACUGAGGAGUUUCAGGCAUUCAAAGAGCAGAUGCGACUUUCUCUGGCACAGGAGAAAGAUCCACUGGAUAACAAUCUACAAAGGGUGCUACCAGGAGUCCACCAACGAUUCGAACAAACCAAUGGAGCAGUGGCGCAGUUGACUGGAAAGGUAGAUACUAUGACAGCUGCACUGACUGCUGGAAUUGACAAACUUGUUGCCAUCCACCAAGAAACCGCAGCUCGACAACAACAAGUGGAUGUACGUGCUGAAAGAUUAGCAUGUCUGCUGGAGAAGGGAGCACAAGCUCUGCGGGGAAAUCAGGAAGAGGAGUUCACCGAUUUGCUUAGAGGAGCAGCUGCAGCUGGUGAAGGUUUCGAACAGCCGGACUCAAUGGAAAUAGAAGACAUUCUACAGGCGGCAGAUGAAGAAGCAGCGGCAACCACUCUACUUGAAGUUGGUGCUCGUACGACUACUACUACUACAAUACCCACGUUAACCACCGGCAGAUUCGGACAAUUUACAGAUGAUGGUGGUUUGACAACACAAGAAAUAGAGCUUGGCGGAACACCACACAUAACAACCCCCAGUUCUCGAUUUCGACUAAAGCCAAAGCACACAGACCUUACUGAUCUGUGGGAUGAAUGGCAUGGACUCGGCACUUUCUACUGCGCUAUUGGUGGUGUUGCUGGCCGUGAGACGAGUAUCAAGGGAUGGAGGUCUCAUUGGACGCGAUCGCAGCAGACGCAUCUGAGUCGUAAUUCGGCAUGCAUCAAGGGCAUUACUGCUUGGCAGGAACAGCACCGAAUGAAGGACGCUUAUGAAGCUUGCGCAGAUCUACAGACAGUGUUCGCGAAUGAGUGCAAGUGCACUGUGGAAAAGAUGAAGCUAUGGUUUCAAGCCAAAGGGAUCAUUCCCAAAGGAGCUCCCCGUGGCAAACAACGAAAAAAAAACUAG